AUGAAGCUUUCCAUCCUUACACUUUCCACACUCCUUUAUGCCACUGCUGUCCUUGGUCGCCCUCUUGUGAAGCGUGCAGGCGCCGAUGAUUGGAGGUCGCGUUCCAUCUAUCAACUAUUGACCGAUCGCUUUGCUGGUGGUGGUGAUUGCUCUGAUUUAUCUGAUUAUUGUGGUGGCAAUUAUCAAGACAUGAUUGAUCAUCUUGAUUAUAUCCAAGGAAUGGGAUUUGAUGCCAUCUGGAUUUCGCCCAUCCCAACCAAUUCCCCUGGUGGUUACCAUGGCUACUGGGCAACUGAUUUUAAUGGCCUGAAUGAAAAUUUUGGAUCCAAGGAAGACCUCAAGGCAUUGGUAGAUGCAGCCCAUAAGCUCGAUAUGUAUGUCAUGCUGGAUGUCGUGGCCAAUCAUGCUGGUCAACCAAGCACGGCAGGUGAUUACUCUGGCUACACAUUCGAUUCGGCCGAUCAAUAUCAUUCCCAAUGCAAAAUCGAUUACGACGAUCAAAACUCUAUUGAGCAAUGUUGGGUGGCAGACGUAUUGCCUGAUAUUAAUACGGAGGAUGAUAACGUGGUCAAGGCGCUCAAUGACAUUGUCAAGAAUUGGGUGACCACAUACGGCUUUGAUGGCAUCCGCAUUGACACCGUAAAGCAUGUGCGUCAAGAUUUUUGGGAUGGAUACAAUGAAGCAGCUGGUGUAUUUGCCACAGGAGAAGUCUUUGAUGGUGAUUCUUCGUACGUUGGUGCAUAUCAAAAGCAUUUGGAUUCGCUUCUCAAUUACCCAAUGUACUAUGCGCUCAACGAUGUCUUUGGUUCUGGAAAGGGCUUUAGCCGCAUCAGCGAGAUGAUUGCUGCCAAUGCAGAUGCAUUUACUGAUACCAGUGUCCUUACCAACUUUAUUGAUAACCACGACAAUCCCCGUUUCCUUAAUACCAACAAGGACACCUCGCUCUUUAAGAACGCAUUGACCUACGUGUUGCUCGCUGAUGGUAUUCCAGUAGUGUAUUAUGGAUCUGAACAAGGCUUUUCAGGUGGUGCUGAUCCUGCCAACCGUGAAGCAUUAUGGACAACUGAUUUUGACACCUCAUCGGAUCUAUACAAGUUUAUGGCCACAGUCAACAAAGAUGUCCGUCAAAAGGAGAACAAAAAGGUGGUGAUGGAUGUGGAUGUACAAGACAACGUGUAUGCAUUCAUGCAUGGCAAUGCUCUCGUGGUAUUGAAUAACUACGGAAGUGGAGCUAGCAACGAGGUCACUGUCAAAGUUGGUUCUCAUGUUGCUGAUGAUGCCAAUAUGAGCGAUGUCUUUAGCAACACCACGGUUUCGGUAUCCGGUGGUUCUUUCACUUUCAAGCUUGACAAUGGAAAUCCUGCUAUCUUUACCACUGCUUCUUAA
Molecule: messenger RNA, 1386 nt
Organism: Lichtheimia ornata
Lineage: Eukaryota; Fungi; Mucoromycota; Mucoromycetes; Mucorales; Lichtheimiaceae
Exons: 2
Coding region: 1-1386 (461 amino acids)
Biological process (GO): carbohydrate metabolic process
Molecular function (GO): alpha-amylase activity; calcium ion binding
Source: RefSeq, a predicted model, not a curated record